Messenger RNA from Kazachstania africana CBS 2517, 1875 nucleotides. It is a transcript of the gene TPO2, whose product is annotated as spermine transporter. Bases 1 to 1875 code for a protein of 624 amino acids. The record is from RefSeq and is a predicted model, not a curated record. Gene Ontology annotation, cellular component: fungal-type vacuole membrane. Gene Ontology annotation, molecular function: spermine transmembrane transporter activity. The transcript has a single exon. Gene Ontology annotation, biological process: spermine transport; transmembrane transport. NCBI's taxonomy places the organism in Eukaryota, Fungi, Ascomycota, Saccharomycetes, Saccharomycetales, Saccharomycetaceae.
AUGAGUGAUAUCGAAUCGGUAACAUCCUUCGAUUCGCAGGAAUCUAACUCUGUAGUGGAAGAUCAACAACAACCACAACAAUACGUUCCUUCAAUCUCAAAUUCACAUAAUAGUAUAAAUAACGAUGAAAGAACUCGUUUAAAAUUAAUUCGUACUGAAACUGUAAAAUCUUUACAAGAUAUGGGUAUGAAUGCUACCCCUGCUGUUCCUGAUGUUAAUGCACCUCAGUCAAAUAGAAAUGCAAUUUUCCCAGAAGAAUAUACAAUCGAAACCACAACCGGUUUAGUCCCGGUGGCUACUUUACAAUCCCUGGGUAGAACUUCUACCGCUAUUUCACGUACUAGAACUAGACAAAUGGAUCGUUCUAUCAGUGUAGUCUCUUCUCGUAGUAAAGGCGAGUUAGAAGAAGAUGAAGAAGAAGAAGAAGAUUUUGAUGAACCUGAUAAUAACCGCGCAGAAUUAGAUCCAGAAAUCGAAUUCGUCACUUUUGUCACUAAUGAUCCCCAAAAUCCUCAUAAUUGGCCGCUAUGGAUCCGUUGGGGUUAUACCAUUUUACUAUCAUGUUUGGUCAUAUGUGUCGCUUACGGAUCCUCAUGUAUCACUGGUGGGUUUGGUACCGUGGAAGAUAAAUUCCAUGUUUCACAAGAAGCAGCUAUUUUGUCAUGUUCAUUAAUGGUUAUAGGUUUCGCUGUUGGUCCUCUAUUAUGGUCUCCAGUCAGUGAUCUUUAUGGUAGAAGAGUUGCUUACUUUGUUUCCAUGGGUUUAUAUACUAUCUUCAACAUUCCAUGUGCUUUGGCUCCAAAUUUAGGUUGUCUUCUAGUUUGUAGAUUCCUUUGUGGUGUCUUUUCUGCAUCAGGUUUGUGUCUAGUUGGUGGCUCCAUUGCUGAUAUGUUCCCAAGUGCCACAAGAGGUAAAGCUAUUGCAUUUUUCGCAUGGGCUCCUUACGCUGGUCCAUGUACUGGUCCUUUAGUCAAUGGUUUCAUUUCUGUUUCCACUGGAAGAAUGGAUCUAAUCUUCUGGGUCAACAUGGCCUUUGCUGGUGUCAUGUGGAUUGUUAGUUCUGCAAUUCCAGAAACUUACGCUCCAGUUAUCUUAAAACGUCGUGCCGCUAAGCUUAGAAAAGAAACAGGUAACCCAAAGAUUAUGACUGAACAAGAAGCUCAAGGUGUCAAUUUCCAGGAUAUGGUUAAAGCUUGUUUAGUUAGACCCUUAGAAUUCUGUGUUACCGAGCCUGUUCUUGUCAUGACCUGUUUCUAUGUCUGUUUAAUUUACUCUCUAUUAUACGCUUUCUUCUUCGCUUUCCCUGUUGUCUUUGGUGAAUUAUAUGAUUACGGUGAUAACUACGUCGGUUUAAUGAUGAUUCCAAUUUUAAUCGGUGCUUGUUUUGCAUUACUUUUCACCUUCUACUGCGAAAAGAAAUAUCUAAGCUUAAUUGAAAAGAGAAGACCAACACCAGAAGAUCGUCUUUUAGGUGCUAUGAUCGGUGCUCCUUUUGCUGCCAUUGCUUUAUGGAUUCUUGGUGCAACUUCAGAAAAAAGUGUCAUGUGGGUCGGACCAGCAUCAUCAGGUCUUUCCUUUGGGUUCGGUAUGGUUUUAAUCUAUUACUCAUUAAAUAAUUACAUCAUUGAUUGUUACGUUCAAUUUGCAUCAUCUGCAUUGGCCACAAAAGUUUUCUUAAGAUCUGCUGGUGGUGCCGCAUUUCCAUUAUUCACAACUCAAAUGUAUCACAAAUUAGGUUUGCAUUGGGCAAGUUGGUUAUUAGCUUUCAUUUGUACUGCAAUGAUUGCCUUACCUUUCGGGUUUGCCGCUUGGGGUAAGAAGUUAAGACAUAAACUUUCAAAGAAAGAUUACUCCAUUGAUAGUAUUGAUGCUUAA